Messenger RNA from Aureobasidium vineae, 807 nucleotides. The record is from the annotation of a GenBank genome assembly. NCBI's taxonomy places the organism in Eukaryota, Fungi, Ascomycota, Dothideomycetes, Dothideales, Saccotheciaceae.
AUGCCCAUCUCUGCCCAAACCACUCUUGGUAUCAAGGACGCCGUCCCUAAGGAUGUCUGCCCUUGGAACGACUCUCCUUCGCUUCUCAACUACCUCGACAGCAUGCAAGCUCUGGAACGCAAGCUCAACGCUCCCUUCCUGAUGCCUGUCGCUGCCAAGUACCGUGACUUGGGUACCAUGAUCGAGGGCAAGAUCGAGUCUGGUGUCAUCAAGAAGGAUAUCAAGUACCUGAUGAUGCCUAACCGUGUCGAGACCACCAUCUCAGCUCUUUACGGUGAGACCGAAGACGAAAUCCCCAACGCCACUUGCGGUGACCAGAUCCGCCUGCGUAUCAAGGGUAUCGAAGAAGAAGACAUCAUGCCUGGUUUCGUACUCUGCUCACCUCGCCGUCCUGUAAACUGUGUUUCAGUCUUCGAAGCACAGAUUGUCCUCCUCGACAUCAAGUCCAUUCUCUCCGCCGGUUUCAACUGUGUCAUGCACGGUAGGUUUUCAUCAACACCAUACUAUUCUUAUAUCCUUGCUGAUUAUCCGCACANNGUCCACGCCGCCACCGAAGAGAUCACCUUCGAUGCCCUCCUCCACAAGCUCGAAAAGGGCACAGGCAGAAAGUCAAAGAAGGCGCCCGGUUUCGCCACCAAGGGUAUGAGCAUCAUCGCCCGCCUGAAGGUCACCAGCAACAACGGUGCCGGUGUCUGUAUCGAGACCUUUGCCGAAUACCCCACCCUUGGCAGAUUCACCCUGCGUGACCAGGGUCAGACCAUUGCCAUUGGCAAGGUUACCAAGCUUAUUCACGAUGACAGUGCUUAA